Molecule: messenger RNA, 1800 nt
Organism: Emiliania huxleyi CCMP1516
Lineage: Eukaryota; Haptophyta; Isochrysidales; Noelaerhabdaceae
Exons: 9
Coding region: 1-1800 (599 amino acids)
Source: RefSeq, a predicted model, not a curated record
AUGGUGUUCCUGAAGGUUGUGUUAGUCGGGCUGGCCAGUCCCCGGGGCCUGACGGUCCAAUGUUUCCCUCAAGAGUACUUCUCCCCUACGCCACCCUUCCACUUUAAGAUGUGUCGGACCAUACACCCGCUUUGCCUCGCCGGCUCGCCGGGGCCCGGGGGCGCAAUGUGGAUGUGGCUUCACCUCGCCAGCCUCACGGCGGCCUGCCGGCCUCCGGUCUCCGAGACGCGCUUCGCGCGUCUCGCUGCCGCCGCCAUCUCCACCGGCCGGCCGCUCCGGCUCACAAACCGGAGCGUGCAGCUUCACGCUCCCUUCCGGCUGCGCUCGAGCCAGCGGCUGACAAUCGUCGGCGGCGACUUCCACGGCGACGGCCACUCCCUCUUCCAAGUCGAGGGCUCACGGCAGGGCCUCCUCGACCUGCGCGGCGUGCGGCUCCUCCACGCCUCCUCGGCGGAGCGCUCUGAACGGCGCGAGAGUGUGGCCGCGAGAAAGCGCCCCCUUCAUGUGGCAUCAGCCGGGUUUAAACCACCCAGGCGCGCGCGCGGCGCCGCCAUCUUUGUGCGAGGCAAGGGGCAGCUGGCGCUCGAGCGGCGAGCCACGCGAGCGGGGGCGGCAAGCUUGGACCUGCUCGGCUCGCGCCUGAGCGGCGCGGCGCCGCACGCCAUCUGCGCACGCGGCGAGACGCGGCUGGCGGUGCGGCGCUGCACGAUCGACGGUUCUGCGGUGCGCGCCAUCUACGCGUAUCACUCGGCCAGCCUCGAGGUGUCGGACUGCUCCAUCAGCGGGACACGCUCGGCGGAGGUGGGGGCGGUCGAGGCGGAGGCGGCGGCAGCGGUGGAGGUGGAGGCGCUGAGGCCGACGGACUGCGCCUCGCUCUCGCUGUCGGGCAACGCGUUUGCAGACAACGCCGGAGGGGACCUCGCCGUCCGGGGCAACGAGUUUCGUGGACAAAAAAUUCUUUCCCGACGGAUACCGCACGGGCACCACAUCUUCGCCCCCGAACACACACAUAUGCUCUUCCCCCGCUUCGGCCGCCGCCUCUUCUCCACAUUGCCCGCCGCCACCGAGUCGUCGCUACCGCUGGAGGGUCAGGUCGCCUGGGUGGUUGGUGGGGUUGGCAUUGUCGGCUCAGGGAUUGCACACGGGCUGCUCGCUGCCGGCGCCACCGUGAUCGUGAACUCUCGCCACGAGCAGCGGCUGGAGAAGAUCAGCGAGGCGAUGGGCCACCCGGCUCGCCUCGUCACCGUUGGCGCCUCCAUGCUGCCGGGCCGCGCCGAGAUUACCGUGGAGCAAGUCAUGGAUAUGACCUCGAACCAACUCGACCACGUCGUGGCACAUGCGGGCGGGCGGCCGUGGGCGAGCGGCGGCGGCGACGAGACGUCGACCACCUACAACCGCGGCAGCGUCCUCCACAUUCCGGCCGACGAAUACGCCUCCGCCGCGUCGCAGCUCGGCUCCUUCCACUUUGCCGCGGCGAGCCUGCUUCUGCCGCGGCUCACUGAUGCGGGCAAAGGGUCCUACACCUUUGUCACGAGCAGCACCUCCGCCGCCUGGGGGCCUCGAUCGUACAUGACCCAGGCAAAGGACGCGGGAUGGGCGUCGCGCGUCGGCGAGCUGCGGCUCGGCAGCGGGCUGAAGCUCGACCGGCCAGAGGCGGAGCGGGAGAGCGAGCCUCGGGAGCGGCCACUCAGCCACACGAUCGGCAGCGUGGUGGCGGGGAUGGCGGCCAAGGGCGCAGGCGGCCUCGUGCAGGCCGACGACAUGCCGGAGCUGCUGCGGCUGGAACAGGAGCUCCGCUGA